AUGUUUCUUGUACUUAAUGAACUCAAGAAUGUGGGUGAAGACAGACUCGCAAACUUCAACGCUUUGAAAUCAAUUAUUACGGAUAAUGAGAUAAGAAUUAAUGAAAAGAAUCAACCCAGAAGAACUGCUCAGAACGUUGCAAACUUCAUUUUCGUAACUAACAACGUCUACCCUGUCAAAAUUGAAGUUGGAGACAGAAGAUACGUAGUUUUAAGAGUUAAUGGUAAAUUCAAGGGUCAAUUUGAUUACUUCAAGAAUUUAAUGGAUUCAUGCACAAAGGAAUUUUAUGAUAAUUUACUGACGUAUUUUAUGCAAUAUAACCUUUCAUCAUUUAAUGUACGAAUCAUACCGAUGACUGAAGCCAAACAAGAUUUAAUUGAAUUAUCUUCAAAUCCUUUAGAUGUAUGGAUAAAUACACAUUAUGAUGAAUUGUGUGCAGGUAUGACGUGUGAAAAUGCUCUAUUCUGCAAACCAUCAGACAUGAAAGACAAAAACUUUCAAAUGAGUAUUAAGGAUAAAUGUGAUAGGAAACAUAGAAGAAUAGACGGUAAACAAACAUGGUAUUAUGUUUUGAAAGAAGAAAUGAAAGGAUUAUAUAAACAGGUUGAACCAAACGAUAAUGAGGAAUCAUUUACUGAUGAUGAAAUACCUGUAAAUGAG
Messenger RNA from Trichomonas vaginalis G3, 660 nucleotides. RefSeq lists its product as uncharacterized. NCBI's taxonomy places the organism in Eukaryota, Parabasalia, Trichomonadida, Trichomonadidae. The transcript has a single exon. The annotation marks the transcript as partial. The record is from RefSeq and is a predicted model, not a curated record.